AUGGUGGGCAAGGAGCUGACAUCCCUUGAGAAGAUCACUAUUGCGCGCAAGGUUGCCGAUGCAUUGGUCUACAUGCACGACAUCAAGGUUGACGCGAAACGUGUCAUGCACAGAGAUAUCAGGGUCGCCAACGUCUUGCUGACCGAUAAGCUGGAGCCCAUGCUUACAGGGUUCGAGUUAUGGGCGUAUUACGGCCCAACGUCCGCUGCGGAGGAAAGCAUCAAGAGAUGGUGGGCUCCUGAGAGGAUACUGAAUUUUGAAACAUCUCAAGAGACGGACGUGUGCUCGUUCGGUGUUCUCAUGUAUGAGAUCUCGACUGGCAAGGAGCCAGAACUUAGCGCAGAUCUUGUGGGGCUGGAGGGUAACAGGAUCUGUGCCAAAUACACCGCGCUGAUGCAAAAGUGUCUGCACCGAUACUAA
Molecule: messenger RNA, 420 nt
Organism: Gamsiella multidivaricata
Lineage: Eukaryota; Fungi; Mortierellomycota; Mortierellomycetes; Mortierellales; Mortierellaceae
Product: kinase-like domain-containing protein
Exons: 2
Coding region: 1-420 (139 amino acids)
Biological process (GO): protein phosphorylation
Molecular function (GO): ATP binding; protein kinase activity
Source: RefSeq, a predicted model, not a curated record